This is a messenger RNA of Athene cunicularia (burrowing owl), 6732 nucleotides long. RefSeq lists its product as uncharacterized. NCBI's taxonomy places the organism in Eukaryota, Metazoa, Chordata, Aves, Strigiformes, Strigidae. Bases 743 to 5077 code for a protein of 1444 amino acids. The transcript is spliced from 7 exons. The record is from RefSeq and is a predicted model, not a curated record. Gene Ontology annotation, cellular component: catenin complex; adherens junction. Gene Ontology annotation, biological process: cell-cell adhesion; cell migration. Gene Ontology annotation, molecular function: actin filament binding; beta-catenin binding.
CCCCAGCCCCCCUGGAAAUGUCCUUGGCCUCGAAAGAGCAAGGGAGAGGCCCACGGGGGUGCCAGCCGUCAGCCCCUAAAACACCCUGCCCCACACAGACUGCCAGCAGGCGCUUGCCUUCCACCCCGUCCACAACAGGAACCUAGAUAUUGUAAUCAAGGUGUAAUUAAUACCCUCCCCGCCACCCGCUGUGGGUUCAUAUCCCUGCCUAGGAGCUGUUUGCAUGUGCACAGGCCACAGACCCUGGCAUGGGCACCCCCACGUCCCCCCGCUGACAGCGGGGUGCUAGGAGGUAACAUCACUGUCACCAUCGCCACGCCAGGAACAGCCCAGGACCCCAACCCCAGGACUGUCUGCGCCCGGGUAAGGAAACACCGGCGCUGCUGUCGCUGGCUCGGAUAACAAUGGGAUCUGUUAGAUGUAAACUCAGGAGCAGCGGAUGGACAUCCUGGAGACACGGCUGUGCCUUGAAGCUGAGAAAAACCAGAGGAUGCUUCGUGUGCAGGACUACAGGGCCGGGAGUCCACAGCAGGAAAGCUGGGGGAAAUGCAGGUUGCUGACCUCGUUGCAGAGAAACUAAACCCUUGUUGGGAGAAACUAAACCCUGUAGCAUUUCCAAGCUCCUUGUGGGAUUUACAGCCAGAAGCUGCCAUGCAAAUCCAAGGUCACUGGUAAAACUGGCAACGGUUACAAAGAUCCCAAAUAAUCCCAGGGUUUUUUUCCCUUUUCCAGACAGGACACAAUGGAGCCUUUUUAUCUUUAUGACCUUGGGUUCCUAACAGAAAACCAAGCUAUUAGAAGGAUCCUCUGCCCGAUGGCUGUGCAGCUCUGCCAUCUAAUCCUCGCCCUGGAAUGGGAAAAUGGGAUUUGUCAGACCUUUCCCAAUUUAGGGGAGAAUGCAGAAAAAUUAGCCAAAGCCACUGAAGAACUUGCUUCUGUUGCAAGAAGGUUGGCUGAGGAAUCCAGCGAUGAGGAGUUCAAGGAGGAGAUGCAUCCUGCGGCCGAGUCCCUCGUGCUGGCAGGGAGGUGUGUGCUGCUGGCAGCCUGCAAACUUCAGGUACAGCCGGAGAACCCUGGCUGCAGGGAAGAGCUGGCUGCAUCAGCAAAGAGGGUCUUAACAGACACAGUGAAGAUCCUUCAGAUCGAAGAUACUGCUGGGGUGAGGAGGAUCAUUCAGGCUGCCAGCUGGCUUUUGGACUGCCUGAGCGUGCUGCGGGAUGCAGGGGACAUGCCAGGACUGCUGGCUGCUUUCCGGGCCUUUUCCAAGGCCUUGCUUCUGCUGAGCAAUCUGACAGCAAAGCGCCUCGAGGAACUUGGAGAUUGUCCUCGACAGAAGAGCUUGGCCCAAACUUUGCAGCUCCUUCAGAAGUGCAUUCCUUCGCUCCAUGCAGCCAAGCACAGCAAUCUUAAACACUCCAGGGAUAAGCAAUACAACCUCUCCAAAGACUAUGCUUUCCAGCUGACGGAGAGGACGAUCAAAGAGCUCAUUUCCCUGCUCAUUAACAAUACGGGCAGCAAGGAGCCAUGGGAGAGAAGCGGGACCUUCUCCCAGCACAUGAGCAGGCUGCUGGCUCUCCUCUCCUGCCCAGACCCAGUACACCUCUCUAAGAGUGAGUUCAGUGCUCACGUGGAAGCGGUCAUUUUUUACUGCAUGCUUCUAGCAGACUCGUCUAGGCCAGAUCUGAAGCUGGACCUGGUAAAACAUUGCUGGGUUUUGCUACGGCUGAGGAAGAGCAUCUGCAGCCACGUAAGCCAGCAGGAGGGAUGGCCAGGGCAAAGCUGGGGAGAAGGCAGCCUGGAGGAGGAGUGUCACCACAUGAGAAAGGAGGUGGAGACUCUCGACCAGGCAGUGCUCACAGCUACUCUGUGCCAAAUCCUUGACACCUUCUUUGAGGGCAAUUUACCCCUGAGGAAGUUAGUUGAAGAUGCCCUUAGCCUUGCUGGUACAGGGUGUUUUCCAGCAGGACAAGGAGUAUUUUUAAAGAAGCUUCAGCCCCUCACUGCCACCUUCUUCACACACACCCAGCAGAUGCUCAGAGCAACAGACUUUGUUCUGGCCAGGUGCACCAAAAUCCAAACCACUAGAGAAAUGAGAGAGCGGGUGGAGUAUUUGAAGAGACUCCUUGCCAGUCUCCCGCCACUGCUCACAGAAAUGAGUGGAAAUACAGCUCAGAUGAGUGCUGCUGAGAAGCUGCAGUCCUUGUACCAUGCAUGGGCUGGGACAACAGAAAGCCUCUUGUGGUGUUUUGAGAAGACGGUCAGCAUGUGUGAUUUCCUUAAGGUGUCCAUCCAGGAAAUGGCCAAGCACAGGGAAUGGUGUGAAAAGGCCCUGGAAAGUCAGGACCCUGGGAAGUUCUCUUGGCAUGCAGUUCACCUCACCAGUUGGGCUCAGUGGGUGGUUGAAGCUACCACCAGGUAUGUGGACAGAGCCACAGACCCCAUUUUCAGGAACGGCUUGCUGGUUUGGGUUGAGCAACUGGCCAACUCUAUCCCUGAGUUGAAAGCAGUCACAGCCCUUUGCCCAGAGAGACUCUCCUGCCUCCUAACUAGGGACAUCUUUUCAAAGGCAGUGAGCUGCCUGAUGAAUAUUGCUCAGCAUGUCCAAAACGGGCUGGAUGGGUCCAACCACCCAGAUAUCCUCAGCCCUCUGCGGGAACAAGUGCGAAGCACUGCUGGUGCAAAGCGGCUUGAACUCAGCCCAUCACAUGCUGGGCUAAAAACCCUUACAGAGGAGGCUGCAUCACAAGAAGACAUCUUAAGAUGUCCAACUCCACGAGCAGGUAACUCUCACCCAGAUGUUGUUCCAAGGAAAGGAGAUACACACCCUGUCAUUACAGCUCUUCUAGCAGCAACAAGAGCUUACGAUAUGGACGCUGUCAACACUGCUUGCUCUGCCUUGCUUGAACUCUCCAAUGGCUGUAUCGACGCUGCAAAGGAAGCACUGCCCAUCGCUGAGUCUCCCCAGAAGGAGACACUGGGGCAGUACCAGGGGAUUGUAUUACUGACAUCAUGUGUUAUUAGCCUGGCCAGGGAAACAGCCCCAAGGCAGCUUUGUUGUCCAAGCAGACUUCUCCAAAUGGCAUUCACACUCUCAGACAGGAUCUGUGAGACCAAAGACUGCCUGGCAGCCGUGGCAGGCUCUUGGUAUAGUCUCUCUCAGCAAGUAUUUGGCUUUAUCUUGUCGGCUGACUUUCUGAGAGGCAAACAGGCUUUGGAUGAGACCAUGAUGAGUUUAGCAGGAGCAGUUCAGUUAGCAGGAGACAUUGCAAGCAUUGCCUGUAGUGAGGGAAAUCUCAUUUCCCUCGAUAUCUGGGAGAGCUUUCUACAGGUCCAAGCCAAGUUUUCACGUGCUCAGAUGAACACCAAAGUGUUACUUGAGAAAGCAGUGUCCUUCAACGGCUCCUGCAGGGUGGGAAAGGCCAGCCUGGAGCUGCACUGUGUCCAGUGGGCCAUCAGCAUGCACGUUCUGCUGGGCGCUGUGGAUCAGUUCAUAGGCAGGGACGUCUUCUUCCUGAGGGAGCUGAGGAGUGCUGUGAAGAACAAGCUUUGCUCACAGAGCCUCUUGACUGCUGUGUCUGAGAACUCUCUGAGGCUGCAGGAAGCUGCCUGGCUCUCUUACCUGUCCUGCCCCGAAGACUGUGGUCGCAGUGAAAUCCUAGCACUCAGGGAGGAGAUAAAGGUGCUAAUGGAAGCGCUGCUGGAUGCUUGCAAUACCCUCUCAGUGUCUCCACUGCCUACUGACAGCUUGUACAUUCGCUUUGAGCUCCUGCAGAGAGACUUGGCCCUCAGAGCCAAGGCAUUAUUGCUCCACCUGGAGAAGGUCAAUACUGAACACCUGCAGGUCAUCCGAGAUGUCGCCGGACCAGCCCUGUCCCCCUUCUCUCAAGAGGACAGGGAGAGGAGCAAACAGGCCUUUGAAGAGAAGGCAAGUCAGCUAAUGGCUAACGUUCAGUGGGUCAAAACCACCCUCCAAGACACGCUGGAGGCCAGCACUCAACUGCAAUCGCAGGCAAACCUGCUCUCUGUUGCAGAGCACCUCCUGGUCCUCACGUCUGACGCAGUGGGCAGUGCCAGCCAGCUCUUCGAGAGCCGUGGGGACGAAGGGCUUCUGCACCUAGACAGCAUUGUCUGGUGCUGGUCAGCAAUGGCACACUACCUCAUCACACAGCUUCGGGCUGCCCCGGGAGUCAGCGGACACAUUCUGCAGCUCAUAACGCAACGCUUGCGGAAUGCAGGGGACCAGCACUUGCCCAGCACAGCCAAGCUCUUCACAGCCCCAGAGCCUGAUGCUCUGAGCCACAGCAAGUCAGCAGAAACUUGCCCGAGCAGGAGCAGACGAGGUUGUGGAGCUGCCAGGAAGGCACGUGAAAUGUUCUUGUCUCAACAGCACCAGAACAGUCCUCCCAGCAUCUCCCUUACCAGCAGCCCUGCAAUGCAUGAGAGACAAGACAGUGACACAUGGCAGGGUGGCCCCAGCAAGAUGUCCCAGGUCACCAAGGACAUGGCAACGAUGAUGCUUCACAUGACCCAGUUCCUGGGGAAGAAGGGCCCCAUCAUGAGCAAGGACCAGCUUGUCACCUGUGCAAGGCAAAUUGCUUCUGAUGGGCAGGUGUUUGUUAAAUUUGGCCACAUCAUUGCAAAGCAUUGCCUUGACAAGAGAUGCUCUGCAGAGCUGCUGUGUGCCACAGAGCAGACCCGCACCAUCAGCAGCCAGCUCAGCAUCAUCACCAGGGUAAAAGCAGUCACUGCAGAGAGCAAGUCCUCUUCUGAGCUGCUCGUGAGCAACAUACAGAACCUAAUUCAAGCAGUUUUGCAUGUUCUGAAGGCAGCCGAAGCAGCGUGUAUCAAAGGUUUGCAACAGCCCCCGCCUGACUCAGAAGAAGAAGAAGUAGCUGCCUUCUGCAUGCAGUGGAGAAAAAACCUGUUGUGGCAUAGAGCCAAGGCAUCUUUAAACUCAGACAGGGAUGAAUUAGGCCUUCGCAAGACUCAGACAAGGGCUGAACCCACCCUGAUGGCUACUGUGCAGGAACAGUCACCUCAGACCAAGAAUUACCCCCAAGCAUCCAAAACCUAUUAAAGGACAUACAAUUAUGGACAGUGACCUGUAAAAAUAGGAAAGGGCUUCUGCUGGAAGGGAAUCAGAUUGCUAACUGGUCUCACCAGAAAAAGUAUGGCCUGUGCUGCAGUCCUCCUGGCUCACAUCUCUUCUCCUAGAGCUGCUCUUGCAGAAGGACUGAGAGUGCAAGGCCUGAAAAGGCUUUUGUGUGCUGGCUGCUCCUGCUGUGGCAAAUUCCACCCUGCAGAGACACUCUUUUCUAUUCUUCUUUUUUCAGUUGGCAAAAAAGUGAUGGCACAAGCUAGUGUAUUUCUUAAGAGGCCUCUCUUCCAGGUGGUGUUUGAAGUCGAGUAUGAAGAUGUGACACCAAGUCACAGACGACAUAGGAGUUGGGGAAAAAGCUUUAAGAUCCUGUGAAAGGGAAAACAGAAGGUGUCCUGUUCAGUAAAAUAUAAUUCACUGAUCUUUGUUACCUGGCACAUGAGUCAUUCUGAAGCCAUUGCUCUUGAAUCAGAGGCCACCAAGUGGAGCUGCAAUUCUUUAUAUUCACAUACUGCAUGCCCUUGUCCAGCUGUGAGCCAGCUCUGGUUCUUAGGUGGUCAGUCAGGCUUUUUUUUCCUCUGGCAAACAUUGAUAUUGGGAAGACACAAUGUGAUGAGGUACCUUCAUUACAAAACUUUCAGUAACUGCCUGUUCUGUGUUCUUCAGCACCUCAGAUGUGAACAGGAGGAUGUAGGGAAGCAUUUGUAGCAGCACCAGCAAAUCUGGCUGGAGGGAAGGAGCAGGGGUUUCUGUGACUGAAUUGCUCUUCUGCACAGAAAAGCCUCAGAGCUGGUUGGCCUUUCUCAGGCCCUGAUCUUUAGCGCACUAUCAAACUUUUUAGCAACCAUCACCUUUUCUUCUAGAGGUAGCAUUCCUAAACGCUGCACAGGAAGGGCAGCCAGAUACCUAAUCCUGCAGAAGAGCCAGUGCACAAGGUGGAGCUCAUAUGCAAAAUACCAAUUCAGAGGGCAACAUGAAAAAGGCUCUACAAAAGCUGGAGGAAAGAACUGAAGAAGGAAGACUGACUUAUGAAAUACAAAACAGGAUGUAAUUAAGUAUUCUCUACUUUGCAAUAAUAAAUUUAUUUUGCAAUAUUCAUGCAAAGAUUCAUGUUAGAGUCUUUUCAUCAUGGUAGAAAACUAUUAAAACAGGCUACCCAGGGAGGCUAGAAAUCUCCCUUUUUAUCACAGGGCAGCAAACACCAGGUGGUGAUCUAGCAACGCUCGGUCCUUCUGAAGCACAGAGACCAGAAAAGAUCAGACAUGAACAUUUUACCCUUGCACAUCUCCAGGGCUAGCAGGAGUGGGAAGCAUUUUCUCACCUGCUGCCCUGACUCACCAGAUCCUGCAAAGCAAUGAGACUUUUCUCCCAAAAUCCCUCUCAGCCCCAGGACUCGCUUUUACCCAGAGUAGAACAUUCAAUGCUGAUGAUCAACCACCUCAUAGCUGGAGGCUUCCAGAGUAUCCAAGACCAAUGCCACUGGCUGCCUCUGUUACUGCUCUCCACACCCCUGCUUUGCAGGCUCAGGGGCAUGAGCUGCAAGUGUCCAAGGGAAGUCCUGCUCCAUGGCACCAUGCUGCACUUGUAGAAGAGUUGGGAACAAGCCUUCCCUGCGAAAGACAAUCAAUCCACAC